CAUGACUCCAGCAGACAGGACGGUGACGCUGCCGGGCUGAAGCUGGGGGUUUGUGGGGAGACGUUUUCCUUGAAAAUGAUGGAAAUGUUGCAGCGGCAUCAAAGAGUCGUGUUUAGGUUUUCUGAGUUCAUCCUAUGAGAAAGUGGAGGAGAGACGGAGUCUGGCACCGCGUGCUGCAAUUUCGUCGGGAGUUCUUCCAGCGGUGAGGAGGAAAGCUGUUCAUCAUCAUCAUCUGAGGAGGAGGAGGAGGAGGAGGACACGAUGAAGACGAUGGACAGCUGUGGAUAACGAGCUGAGACAUUUAUGUCCCGUCAGAACCGACCGGGACGGACUUCACACACUUCUGUCUGUGCUGUGAUCGAUGGGGGAAAUGAGUGACGACUUGGUCGAACACUGUAAACAGCUUUUCACAGUGAAGCGCCGCGGCCAUCACUCACACACGUGACCGAGGCCGAUCACACGUCCCGUGUCCAGCGGUUACAUGAGGAGCAGCAGGCCCAUAAAACGCUUCCACAGAGUCCAAGUGAACUGAACUCCUCCUCCCCCUUCUCCCCAUCUUCCUCCCCCCACCCCCUCCUUCUCCUCCUCGCCAUCAUCCCAUCGCUGUGCGCAUCUGCGGGGCUGCAGGAGCAGAGCGGUAUGAGUGAGACUUAGUCGCUGUCCUCGGGUCCUGCUCACAGGCAUGAAAGACAUUUAGAUGAGAGACCAGUGGGGACCCGGGCUCGUCUGAUAUUUCUGAUUAGUCCUUGAUCCGCCUUCAUCAUGGGAUUACGCGUUCUUGGCGCGCACUUUUACGCGUUCGCGUGCGUCUAUUUAUUUGCCUUUUUCCUGCAAGCUUCCCAUUCCCAGAGAAGUCCCGGGACUCAGCAGGUUAAUGGCCAGAGAGCGGCUCCCAGGCACACGCUCCAGUGGUCACACAACGGCCAGGUGUUUAGCAUUUUCAGCCACGGCUCGCAGUACCAGCCACCGAGGCGCCGCGGCGCUCAGCAGGAGCAAGUGCAGCCCGGAACCGUCACCAUCACCCGCGAUGGGGGCGCGCGGGGACAUUCAGACAACCAGAGCCCGUCAGGUGUCCACCAGGAGCAGCAGCAGCAGCAGAAGCAGCAGCAGCAGCAGCAGCAGCAGCAGCAUCCCCGUGGACACGUGUCUCCGCUCCAGCGGCUGUUCAGAGGAUCCGAGCGACGCCAGCAUCACCAGGAGCGCCCGGGGACGCAGACGCGCAACAGGUCCAACGACACCCAGGACAGGGUCUCUGUCAGCCCGUCCCUGCCCAGGAGAGACGACAUGAUGGUCGGUGACGACCCCUAUGACCCCUACAAGUCAUCUGACCCCGACAAUCCAUACUACAAUUACUAUGACGUUUACGAGAGACCCAGACCGAGGUCCAGACCCGGCUAUGGCACAAGGUAUCAUCAGUACGGUCUUCCUGAUCUCGUACCUGAUCCAUACUACAUCCAGGCCUCGGCCUACGCCCAGAGGGUUCCUAUGUACAACCUGAGAUGUGCGGCUGAGGAAAACUGUUUGUCGAGCUCAGCCUACAUGGCCAGAGACUACGACACCCGCAUGCUGCUCCGGUUCCCUCAAAGAGUCAAAAACCAGGGCACCGCUGACUUUCUGCCCAGCAGGCCGCGCUAUUCCUGGGAGUGGCACAGCUGCCACCAACACUACCACAGCAUGGACGAGUUCAGCCAUUACGACCUGCUGGACGCCGUCACUCAACAGUCCAUGGCUGAAGGCCACAAGGCUAGCUUCUGCCUGGAGGACACGUCCUGUGACUACGGAUACUACAGACGAUACGCCUGCACGUCACAUACCCAGGGCCUGAGUCCAGGAUGUUAUGACACGUACAACGCGGACAUUGACUGCCAGUGGAUCGACAUCACAGAUGUGAAACCUGGAAACUACGUCCUGAAGAUCAGUGUGAAUCCAAACUAUCACGUCCCAGAGUCAGACUACAGCAACAACGUUGUACGCUGUGACGUUCGCUACACUGGCAACUACGCCUACGUCUCCGGUUGUCAUAUGUCCAUGUACUAAGUGAAGAUGGUCGAAGAAACCACUGAAAAAGGAGAAAACUGCAGAUAAGAAAAAACAACAUUCCAUCAAAUUGACGUCACUUUUAUAAUCGAAAUUACAGUUUAGGAUUUUUACCCCUCAAUGCUACGUUAAGCUGCUUCUUUGUUUCUUUGUUGUUGUUGUUUUCUUUUUCAUACUUCAUGAUGUACUGUUUUCCUAUCUGUACUAUUUUUCUGAUUUCAAUUUCAUUGGAUGCUUUAUUAGUUAGCCCGCUAGCCCGUGUGACGACUUUAGUAUAUCACAGUUUUAUGAACCACUUGUUAUAAAGAAAAAUGUUUUGUAUUUAUAAGCAACAGAAGAAGAAGUUUCUUUGCUUCAGAGCUUUUGAUGAAACUUGAAUAAAACCUCGUGAAAUUGUAA
Cynoglossus semilaevis (tongue sole) is the source of this 2436-nucleotide messenger RNA. RefSeq names its product lysyl oxidase a (gene loxa). Gene Ontology annotation, biological process: collagen fibril organization; peptidyl-lysine oxidation. Gene Ontology annotation, molecular function: protein-lysine 6-oxidase activity; copper ion binding. The record is from RefSeq and is a predicted model, not a curated record. Lineage: Eukaryota; Metazoa; Chordata; Actinopteri; Pleuronectiformes; Cynoglossidae. The transcript has 8 exons. The coding region runs from base 763 to 2037 and encodes 424 amino acids.